This is a messenger RNA of Girardinichthys multiradiatus, 1020 nucleotides long. RefSeq names its product histone H3-like. Gene Ontology annotation, molecular function: DNA binding; protein heterodimerization activity; structural constituent of chromatin. NCBI's taxonomy places the organism in Eukaryota, Metazoa, Chordata, Actinopteri, Cyprinodontiformes, Goodeidae. The record is from RefSeq and is a predicted model, not a curated record. Gene Ontology annotation, cellular component: nucleosome. Bases 60 to 797 code for a protein of 245 amino acids. The transcript is spliced from 3 exons.
CUGGGAGUCUGCAAGCCGCUCUCAUUCAUCUUUGUGUUUCCACAGAAGAAGAAGACAAAAUGAGUGGCCGAGGAAAGGGAGGCAAAGGACUCGGGAAAGGAGGCGCCAAGCGUCACCGUAAAGUUCUCCGUGAUAACAUCCAGGGAAUCACCAAGCCCGCUAUCCGCCGUCUGGCUCGCCGCGGGGGAGUCAAGCGCAUCUCCGGUCUCAUCUACGAGGAGACCCGCGGUGUGUUGAAGGUGUUCCUGGAGAACGUGAUCCGUGACGCAGUCACCUACACCGAGCACGCCAAGAGGAAGACCGUCACCGCCAUGGAUGUAGUUUACGCUCUGAAGAGGCAGGGCCGCACCCUGCCUGCUUUGAAUGCACAGACUGGACUCAGAGCCAUGGCCAGAACCAAGCAGACCGCCCGUAAAUCUACCGGAGGCAAAGCUCCCAGGAAGCAGCUGGCCACCAAGGCUGCGCGUAAGAGCGCUCCAGCUACCGGCGGCGUCAAGAAGCCUCACCGCUACAGGCCCGGUACCGUGGCUCUGAGAGAGAUCCGUCGCUACCAGAAGUCCACGGAGCUGCUGAUCCGUAAGUUGCCCUUCCAGCGGCUGGUCCGGGAGAUCGCUCAGGACUUCAAGACCGACCUGCGCUUCCAGAGCUCCGCCGUCAUGGCUCUGCAGGAGGCCAGCGAGGCUUACCUGGUGGGUCUGUUCGAGGACACCAACCUGUGCGCCAUCCACGCCAAGAGGGUCACCAUCAUGCCCAAAGACAUCCAGCUGGCCCGCCGCAUCCGUGGAGAGAGAGCUUAGAGACGGAGGUCAAACAAAAACACACAACGGUUCUUUUCAGAGCCACCGACCUGUUUACAUGAGAGCCUCUUCCUGUAAUUCAUGAAGCUUCUACAUUUUUAGGUCAAAAACAACUUCGAGGGUAGAAAAUUCCCAGUUGAAACAAAUUUAUAUACACUUUUCUGUAAUUCUGCAUAUUUGCUAUGGGCCCAUCACAUACAGCUGAAAGUGUCAUAUACUGAUU